Trichomycterus rosablanca is the source of this 1289-nucleotide messenger RNA. RefSeq names its product SEC22 homolog B, vesicle trafficking protein b (gene sec22bb). NCBI's taxonomy places the organism in Eukaryota, Metazoa, Chordata, Actinopteri, Siluriformes, Trichomycteridae. The record is from RefSeq and is a predicted model, not a curated record. Gene Ontology annotation, molecular function: SNAP receptor activity. The coding region runs from base 72 to 719 and encodes 215 amino acids. Gene Ontology annotation, cellular component: SNARE complex; Golgi membrane; ER to Golgi transport vesicle membrane. Gene Ontology annotation, biological process: endoplasmic reticulum to Golgi vesicle-mediated transport; retrograde vesicle-mediated transport, Golgi to endoplasmic reticulum; vesicle fusion with Golgi apparatus. The transcript has 5 exons.
CGGUUCAGUUCAGUUCAGUACAGUAUCAGAGCGGCUUGGUUACAGAGCGAUUAUACAGAAAUUAAACCAGCAUGGUGUUAUUAACGAUGAUCGCCCGCUUGGCGGAUGGGUUACCGCUUGCUGCGUCCAUGCAAGAAGAUGAACAGAUGGGACGGGACAUGCAGCAGUAUCAGAGCCAGGCCAAGCAGCUGUUUCGAAAGCUGAACGAUCAAAGUCCGACACGCUGCACCCUGGAGGCCGGAUCCAUGACCUUCCAUUACCUGAUAGAGAAAGGGGUUUGUUACCUGGUCCUGUGUGAAGCCGUGUUCCCCAAAAAGCUCGCCUUCGCCUACCUAGAGGACCUCCAGGCAGAGUUCCACGAACAGCACGGGAAGAAAGUGCCCACCGUAUCCAGACCGUAUUCCUUCAUCGAGUUCGACACGUACAUUCAGAAAACGAAGAAGUCCUACAUCGACAGCCGAGCCCGCAGGAACCUGGGCAGCAUCAACACGGAGCUGCAGGACGUCCAGAGGAUCAUGGUGGCCAACAUCGAGGAGGUGCUGCAGAGAGGGGAGGCCCUGUCAGCUUUGGACUCGAAGGCCAGUAACCUGUCCAGCCUGUCCAAGAAGUACCGCAGCGACGCGAAAUACCUGAACACCCGCUCCACCUACGCCAAGCUGGCGGCCGGCGGCGUCUUCUUCAUCAUGUUCAUCGUCUACAUCCGCUUCUGGUGGCUGUGAGGAGGAGGAGGAGGAGAAGCAAGGAGACGUGAUGAAGGCUUGGAGAACACGCAGAACGUUCAGAUGGAGUGAAAACAAGCCGGUUCUCGUUCUUCUCUCUCAGAGACUGAUAAAUCCGGCACUUUCUCUCCCCGCGGCACGCCGACGGAGCGACGCGACUCUUUAUUCAUGUUGUAUGUUUUAUUAACCAGUGCGAGAGGCUGAAUGAGUGAGUGUGUGAGUGAAUGAAUGAAUAAAUGAGUGAAUUAGUGUGUGUGUGUGUGUGUGUGUGUGUGUGUGUGUGUGUGUGUGUGUGUGUGUGUGUGGAGAGAUGUUUUCCGGUAGUUUCGGACGUUCAGCACAAUCCGUCUAAGAGAAGUUCGGCGAAUGUUGUGGCUCCUGGUUCAGCCGCAUUCACUCACUCACUCACUCAUUCACUCACUCAGUCAUGCUUUAUAAGGACGGACUGCCAUUUCUCUUUGAAGUUUAAGUGUUGGGCAUGUAGCAUACGCCAGCGUGGGGAGACCAGACGGGUGAGACCUCCAUGUACUGUUCCCUUCGGUUGACAAUAAAGCGGUUCGCUGUCCGACA